Messenger RNA from Paramuricea clavata, 4012 nucleotides. NCBI's taxonomy places the organism in Eukaryota, Metazoa, Cnidaria, Anthozoa, Malacalcyonacea, Plexauridae. The record is from the annotation of a GenBank genome assembly.
CAAAAUCUUUGACGAAUUUUGGAUACACACGACGCUGAAAGAACAGCCAAACUAGUCAUGUAUUCGAAAGCUUGUUGUUGACAGCCAAGAUGUUCUGCCAAAUUGCUUCGCCGGCAAAAGUCUUAUUUCUAAUAUCAGGUCCUACCGGCGUUGUUUUCUGAGCUACAUCGCCUUCUUCGUGGUAUGAUUGAGAAUUUAAUUGUUGCUGUUAUUAGCCCGUUAGUCGUUAGAGUAUAUCCGCGUCCAGCAAGUUAAGACCUUGACAAAGCUUGGCAGUCAAGCCGUGCACAGAACUGACUAAUUAAAUCCUUGUUUGCUGUUCGCCUGUUCGGUUAAAUAGAGAAACUGACUCUUAAUUAUAUAAAAGUACCUUGAAUUUUUAAGUUUAAUUAAAAAGCAAAAUGCUCUGCGGACAUGUUCAUGAGAAUAUAAUUUUUUUGUGUAACGAAAUGUACAACACUUGUCAAUCAUAUUGCAUGUGUGUCUAAAAAUAACAUGUGGGCGUCCCACGGUCUAGACAGGUUUUGUGUCAGGCCCUAUUUCAAAUUAGGGCCUGAACUUCAGGUUACCUUUAGCCCGGCUACUUUUCGAACAGUAUUUGGCUCUGAGCAUGCGCAAGGCCUAACCUCGAAAAUGAAAGUAAAUAAUAGUUGAGACGUUGAAGGCGUUGUCGUUCGAAAUGGCUUUGAAUAUGGCUUUAAAUCCUGACUAAUUUCGCUCAUGAUACGAUGGCUUGUUGCGGUGGCGGUUAUCCGGAAGAUCGUUUUCAAACUUCAGUCGAUAAAAAUUUCUUCUGUCCAAUCUGUACGGACGUAUUGAAAGACCCAGUACAAUGCCACAACCAACACCUUUUCUGCAGAGCCUGUAUAACAGAGCAUCUUAAGAAUUCCCAUAAUUGCCCCGUUUGUAUGCAAGAACUCACGGAAGAAGCGUUAUCCAAGCCAGCAAGAAUUGUGACAGGCUAUCUCGAUGGUUUGAAGAUCAGUUGCGAGCACAAGGAACGAGGAUGUGUUGAAUUGGUCGAGCUUGGCCUUCUUGAAACUCACAUUACCGUGUGCGAGUAUAAACCUGUAACGUGUCCUAACGAAAGAUGCGAGGCUGUUGUCAACAUGGCAGAUUUAGAGGAACACACGAGCGAGGUUUGCGAAUACAGACAAGUAUAUUGUGAAGAAUGUGACGAGAACAUGUCGCUGAAGAAAUAUGGAAAACAUGGCUGUUUUAUAACCAAAGAUGUUCAGGUAUUAUGGCGGAUUUCCAGUCCUCGCACGAAGCAGCUCGCUGCGAGUACAUGCAUGAGCACUUUCAUCCAAUCACAAUGCUUAAGAGUUAAUUUUAAUUAGAAGCAAUGAUUGCAAGCACUCGCAGCGAGCUGCGAGGAGCUUCGAGCGAAGACUGGAAAACCGCCUUUAUUUAAUUAACCUUAGCUUUUGCCAAAAAGUGGGCGGGCGGGGUCUUUUUCAAUUUAUACUAAUUUUUAACGCCUUGGUUUUAAGUCCGAAACUGGAUUUUCUUGCACAGUACAGAUAUUUUUUUAUAUAUUUCAAAAUAUGAUUCAUACCAUCAUUUUCGCACGCAAUCUUGCAAUUUAUUAACACAAUAGCCAAUUCCAGCUUUUAGUUUAUGCGUGCAGGGGAUGAUGGGAAGUAAGGUAUCAUAUUGCUGAUUUGCUGAAAAAAUAAAAAUGGUGGCCGUAUAAACACGGAGUUACAGCUUAUACUUGUAAAUAUUGAAAUAUUUUGGUUGUUUUGGCAGUUUUUAUUGACAUUUUCAGCAUAAUCAGCAAUAUGAUACCUUACUUCCCAUCAUCCCCUGCACGCAUAAACUAAAAGCUGGAAUUGCCUAUUGACUACAGUCAACAAAAAUACUACAUAUAUUAGAGCCUGUUGAUCAAUAAAAGUUAGGGUUUUUUUUAUAUAAAAAAUAAAAAAAGUCUUGAGCGGGGCCUUUUUUGUAGGUGGGCGAGGAUGCUAACUAACUAUUUUUUUAUGUGGCCUAAUUUGUUCAUUUUUCCUUUAAUAACCCUGAGGAAAAUUGCAGAGAUCAAACGAUGCUGACAGGCUUCAUCCCUCGACCUUCAGAAAUGACUUUGGAGUCACCCUUCAGAAAAACUCAUCGGGGGGAGAAGGGUAAAUGAAAUGGCCCAUUAGUAAAUUGACCUUGGACCAUUCCAUUUAAAGUACACCCCCCCCCCCCCUAUGGAUGAGUUCAAUAAAAUUUGUACCCCUCAGAAAAAACUUAAAGAUCAAAGGAUGCCGAUGCACACAACCCCUCAGAAACGGCUUUUUCAAAACCCUCAGAAAUUCUCGCCCAUAGGGGGUGUAUACAUUAAAUGGAAUGGCCCCUUCUGUAGUAAUAUUUUUAUUCAAAUAUUGUAAUAUUUAACAAAAUUCACCCUAAUUGGCUGCAAUGUUUUAUAUAUAACAAACUAUCUAUUGAUCUAUCAGGCAAUGAAGGGAGAAUUGUCUCAAAUGCAACAUCAGGUCAAAGAGAUGUUUAACACGCAGAAAGAAAUGCUCGAAGCAUUCCGAAAUCUUACAACUGCCUAUAAAAUGAGCACAGCAAAAGGCAAAGCUGCAUCCACCUGUGACACAAAAGGGAACAUUGUUGUCCUUGGUGGGCAAAAUGGUGUAUUACUGAGCAGUAGUUGGCUCAAUUCUGUUGAAAUGUACUCCCUGGCUAAUAGGACAUGGCACAAAUUAGCACCAAUGCAACAAAAGAGAGCAGCUGCAACUGCACAUUUUUACAAUGGCCAAGUCAUGGUUACUGGCGGAAGUUAUAGUGGGCGCAGUGCAACUUGGAGUAUAGAAUACAUCCAAAUCCCUGGAAAAGAUUUGCCAGUCAGAGCUUCCCUAGAUGCCCUUCCUGCAGCUGAAUUGCCAUUUGAAUGCUUUGGUCACAAGACAACCAUCCUAAAUGAUCAUCUAUGGCUUGUUGGAGGUAGUAGCUUUAGUCCACUCUCGUGCUCAAAUGGCAUUUACAUUAAGCCUAUUCACUCAACUGGUAUUUUCCAGGUUAAGUGUCGAAUGCCUAAACCACUUUCGUACCAUGCUUUGGAAGUAGUUGACAAUGAAAUUCUAAUCAUUGGAGGAUCAACCACUGGUAUUUCACGGGACAAUGUUAAGACUGUUUUGUCAUACAAUACAGCCACCAAUGCACUUGGAGAAUUACAUCCACUGCCAUUUCCAAUGGUUGUUAUGGCAACUGUUAAACAUGGUGAUGAUGUAAUCAUUAUUGGAGGAAGGAACAAGGAUUGUGAGUAUUUGAACACAGUUUUCAAGUACAACCAUAAGAAGCGUGUAUGUGAGCAAUUACCAGGAAUGAAAUACAAAAGAGGAGGAUGUGCCGCUGUUAUUUCUGGAAACAAAGUGUUUGUGAUGGGAGGAUACAAUGACGAGCAACGAUACCUAAGUUCUGUCGAGUGUUUUGAUCUUGAGCGUCAGGUGUGGCAUGAACUUCCAUCCAUGAGUGAAGCAAAAUAUAAAAUAGCUGCAGUUUUAGUGCCAUAAGGGAUUGCCUUUGUCACAAAGGUUUACAGCUAGGGAAUGCGAUGACACAACUGUCUUUUGUCCACCCUUUGAACAAGUAUUUUUGAAUGUGGAUGGGCAAGUCGAUGUUAAAACAUAAAACAAAAUUCCAUUAUUUUGUCUUUAGUAAAUUUUGUUAUAACGUAUUGACGUUUAGCGGUGUUAAUACAAGCAUUUUAGUUUUGAGUUUUAGUACGAGAGCACUUUCGCCAAAACUUCACCCACUGCCACCCCCAAAAAAUUCUUGAUUUUUGGAUAGGAAUGUAUCCAUUUCCCAAUAUUAGUUGAAAAAAUUAUAUAUUUAUUUUAUAUGCUUUUCAUGCAUUUACGACCUUGUCCAGGAAUUAUACACAACAAAGAGGAUAUGUAUACUUUAUAUAACAUAGCAUAUAUAGGAUCAUCUCCAGUCUACUAUUUAAUUGUCUAAUUGUCUCAAUUCCCACAUUUAGACAUCACUUUAGAGCAAAUAUAUAACUGUUUUAAACAGG